AUGUUCUGUCUCGGCCGGCUUUGGAGUAUCGCUGCUCUUGCGACAGUGGCAGUUGCUGCUCCUUCUCGUUCUGUCCCUCGAGAUGUGUCAAGUAGUGUGCUUGAUCAAUUGACCCUAUUUUCUCAAUGGGCUGCAGCGUCAUACUGCAUGAACAAUGACAACUCAGCCGGCGAUGCGGUAUCUUGCGAGGCCGGCAACUGUCCAUUGGUGGAGUCCGCUGACACAACCACUCUAUACGAGUUUAAUGAGUCAUCCAGCUAUGGCGAUGUCGCCGGCUUCCUCGCAGUCGACAAAACAAACAAGCUACUUGUCGUCUCAUUCCGAGGUAGCCGCACACUAGAUACUUGGAUCGCAAACCUCAACUUUGGCUUCACCGAUGCCAGUAGUAUCUGCAGUGAUUGCGAAGCCCACAGCGGGUUCUUGGAAUCCUGGGAGGUCAUCGCGGAUGAUCUGACAUCCAAGAUCGAGGCCGCACAGACAACAUACCCGGGCUACACUCUUGUCAUGACAGGCCACAGCUUUGGCGGAGCUCUUGCCACGUUGGGAGGCACUGUACUUCGAAAUGCGAAAUAUAAACCGAACGUGUACACCUAUGGCCAGCCCCGGGUGGGCAAUGAGGCUCUGGCUGAAUAUAUCACGAACCAGGGCAGUCUCUGGCGAGUGACGCAUGAAUCUGAUUUGGUGCCUAAGGUGCCACCUUCACAUAUUGGGUUUAGCCACGCCAGUCCCGAGUACUGGAUUACUGUUGAUAGCGAUGUGACAGUGACCUCGUCUGAUAUUGAUGUCAUUGAAGGUGUAGGCUCAAAGGCUGGAAAUGCGGGGACGCUGCAUCCCAGUGUUAGUGAACAUAAAUGUGGGCCUCAAGGUCCCCGACGUCGCAGUCGAAUGAAGGCUAUCUUCCUUACCAUUUUCAUCGUCAUCGCCUUGUACCUUUUAUUCUUUUCCACAACGGAGUCCCCCGUGAAGACCGAAACAAGCAGCUAUGCGGAGAAAGGAUCAACAAAACAACCAGACGAGCUGGCUCGUCCUGCUGUAUCGAGACGCAAGGAUAUGGUCGUGGCUAGUAUGAAGAGUGAUGACACGUCAUGGCUAUCAGAAUAUUUUCCCGACUGGACGAAAAGUAUCUACGUGGUGGAUGACAAAAAUGCGCCGUUGACGGUGACACGAAACAAAGGUCGGGAGUCAAUGGUGUAUUUGACAUACAUAAUCGACAAUUACGAUAAUUUACCAGACACAAUGCUCUUCAUCCACUCGAAACGCUACCAAUGGCACAACGAUGACCCAUACUACGACGGUAUUCCACCGCUCCGAAACGUCCAGAUCCCAUACAUACAAGAGCAAGGAUACGUCAACCUACGAUGUGUUUGGACCCUCGGAUGUCCGAUCGAAAUCCGUCCUCACACCGACACACAUCGCAGCAACGUACACGCCGGUGAAUACUUCAAGAAUGGAUUCAUGGAACUAUUCCCUGGGAUCCCAGUUCCGGAGGAGGUAGGUGUGUCAUGCUGCGCGCAAUUUGGUGUGUCCCGCGCUAAGGUGCUGGAACGGCCGCGCAGUGACUACGAGCGCUUCCGCACCUGGCUAGCGGACACGCCACUAGAGGAUGACUUGAGUGGACGAAUUAUGGAAUAUUCAUGGCAUAUGAUAUUUGGAAAGGACCCCGUGCAUUGCCCCAAUGCGAAGGAAUGUUACUGCAAAUUGUUCGGACUGUGCGAGUUGACCUGUCCAUGGGAAGGUGGCUGUGAUAAUCGCUAUGCCCUGCCACCAUUCUCCUCGCUGCCCAAGGGAUGGCCGGAGAUUGGAUGGAAAGGCCAAGCACAAGACACCUCACAUGGAUUGCCGGAAACUUGA
Messenger RNA from Penicillium verrucosum, 1851 nucleotides. Its product is annotated as Lipase class 3. NCBI's taxonomy places the organism in Eukaryota, Fungi, Ascomycota, Eurotiomycetes, Eurotiales, Aspergillaceae. The transcript has 7 exons. Gene Ontology annotation, biological process: lipid catabolic process. The record is from RefSeq and is a predicted model, not a curated record. The coding region runs from base 1 to 1851 and encodes 616 amino acids.